Brienomyrus brachyistius is the source of this 1460-nucleotide messenger RNA. It is a transcript of the gene rrm2b, whose product is annotated as ribonucleotide reductase M2 b. Gene Ontology annotation, molecular function: ribonucleoside-diphosphate reductase activity, thioredoxin disulfide as acceptor. The coding region runs from base 108 to 1136 and encodes 342 amino acids. Gene Ontology annotation, biological process: deoxyribonucleotide biosynthetic process. The transcript is spliced from 9 exons. Gene Ontology annotation, cellular component: cytosol. The record is from RefSeq and is a predicted model, not a curated record. Lineage: Eukaryota; Metazoa; Chordata; Actinopteri; Osteoglossiformes; Mormyridae.
CGCCUCUUUAAAUUCACUUAAAGCUCUCAGAGUCAAUCGCCCGGAAGCGGGGUGCGGAUGGCAGUGGGGUUCGGCGGUUGCCGGGUUCUCUGUCCUCCGCUCUUGCCAUGGAUCCUCAGAACUUAGCGUCGCAGUCUCAGAACGGUUUCCAGGGGAACACAGAGGCAGAAGAUGAGCCGCUGUUGAGGAAUAACCCUCGGCGCUUUGUCAUCUUCCCUAUUCAGUACCCUGACAUCUGGAAAAUGUACAAGCAAGCUCAGGCCUCCUUUUGGACCGUUGAAGAGGUGGACCUUUCCAAGGACCUGGUUCACUGGGACCGACUGAAGGCUGACGAGAAACACUUCAUAUCCCAUGUCUUGGCUUUCUUUGCAGCCAGCGACGGCAUCGUCAACGAAAACCUGGUACAACGGUUCAGUCAGGAGGUGCAGAUACCAGAGGCCCGGUCAUUCUACGGAUUCCAGAUCCUCAUUGAGAACGUGCAUUCAGAGAUGUACAGCAUGUUGAUAAACACCUACAUCAGAGACCUGAAGGAGAGAGAUUUCCUGUUUAAUGCCAUCCACACCAUGCCCUGUGUGAAACGGAAGGCUGACUGGGCGCUGCAGUGGGUGUCCGAUGCCAAAUCCACUUUCGGCGAGCGCAUCGUAGCUUUUGCCGCUGUUGAGGGCAUCUUCUUCUCUGGCUCCUUUGCGGCCAUCUACUGGCUGAAGAAGAGAGGCCUUAUGCCGGGACUCACGUACUCCAACGAGCUCAUCAGCCGGGACGAGGGCCUGCACUGCAACUUUGCGUGCCUGCUGUACAGCUACCUGCAGAAGAAACCGUCAGAAGAUCGAGUAAGAGAUAUCAUCUGCGAAGCCGUCAAGAUAGAGCAGGAGUUCCUGACAGAGGCCCUGCCAGUGAACUUGAUCGGGAUGAACUGCUCACUGAUGAAGCAGUACAUCGAGUUCGUUGCUGACCGCCUGCUCACAGACCUCAAAUUAUCCAAAGUGUUCCAUGCGGAAAACCCCUUCGACUUCAUGGAGUCCAUCUCGCUGGAAGGGAAAACCAACUUCUUUGAAAAGCGGGUUGCAGAGUACCAGAGACUGGGCGUCAUGUCAAACACCAUGGACUGUGAAUUCACGCUGGAUGCGGACUUUUAACGUUUCCCCACCUCACCCCCCUCGCCCAAUACUUUUAAUUUAUUAUGCUUAGGAUGGUUUUAUGAAGUUAUUCUGAUAUUAUUGCAACUCUAAAGCAAACCAUAGACAUUGAAAAGCCCGUCAGUGUGUUUUAUAUUAGAAGAGAGCUAACUCUGGGGCUAGGGUGCCAUGGAGACAGGCGUGCGGGGCAGGGGGGUGGCAGACAGCCGGGCCUCGGGCUGAGCAGAAGCCUCUUGAUGUCUCCUGUGGUAAUAAGCAACUGCAGCGUUUCCCUGGAGAUUUGCAUCACGGUACAUUCUCAAGAGUAUCGACUUUGAAAGCAAA